Messenger RNA from Podarcis lilfordi (Lilford's wall lizard), 16602 nucleotides. The record is from the annotation of a GenBank genome assembly. NCBI's taxonomy places the organism in Eukaryota, Metazoa, Chordata, Lepidosauria, Squamata, Lacertidae.
UGCAACAUUAAAACAUUAGGAGGCAGCCUCUUCACAGGAGGAGAAAGGAAAAAGACAGGAAUAUUGGGGUAGCUGGAGGAGAAGCCGGUGUAACAACUCAGACGUUCCUCAUUGUGAGUAGCCCCGCCGCCAGCGUGGGAGAAAGACGAAGAAUUUGCAGAGGCAGAGGCGGCAAGAGGCCUGGCGCCCCCUGGAGGUCAGUUGCGGCCGUCCAUGGGCGGAGCAGCGGGCUCCAUUUUCCCAGGACAGGAAGCGAGAGGCGAGCCGGAGAAGAGACGCGCGGAGGCGCGGGCUACGCGGAGAUCGUGUUGUUGUGCAAGGUUGCAAUCUUUGCCCUUCUUCCUCCCGGUUUAGGAGGCGGAGAGACCCGCUCCCUCCUGAUCCUUUGCCUUCAAGCGGAGGCACUUCGGAAUCUGGCCCCCGAGAGCAUGGAAAGCCCAAGUGGACCCGAGCAGGGCUCGCUGCUGGCGGCCGCCCGGGGGGCUUACAGGACCUUUUUCGGAGGGCUGGAUCCCCAGAUCGCCGUGUCGGCUCCGGGAAGGGUGAACUUGAUCGGGGAGCACACGGAUUACAACCAGGGGUUCGUGCUGCCUAUGGUAAGAGAGGGUGGCGCGCAGAAGGAAAGACAGACAGACAGACAGACAGACAGACAGACAGAAAGGGGCAAAUACUGUGCCCGGCUGUUCCUUCUUGAAUCCUACAAAUCCCGGUUUUCGCUAGUCACAAUUUGGCGGAAGCGGAGGAGAAGAGAGCCGUCUUUUCUGAAAGCAACGCAGCAGCCUUCCUUGACCUGGGACCGACGAAGUUGCCUCGCCUGCCCAGUACAGAAUUUUUGCUAGUUGGCAGGUUCAGUUGUUGGAUCCGUCUGCAGAGGCCCCCAGCACAACCUCUCCAAAAUAUGUUUGAUCCCCAUGGGCGUAGCCGGGGGGAGGAGCUUUAAAACAAUAGAAAUACUUAACUGAUCAAUCACAUCGGUUCUGCCCUCCUCUAACGAAAGUCCUGUCGUCGUCGUCCCCCCCGUCAAAAAUCCUGGCUACGCCCGCAUGUUUGAUCCUAUUAAUUAAUCACAGUUUCAGCGUGGGGAGAGAUGGCUCUCUGAAGCCACUGCCCAAAGGUACGCAAAUUCAGUCCAAAAAGCAAGAAACAAAAAUACGAAGCUUCGCUUCAGUACCUGUUCCUUCAGGUUAUUGUACCACUUGGGCUCAUUCGCUUGGUCUGCUGUGAGUAGGACCUUGCACGGAAUAUAAAGGGUAAAGGGACCCCUGACCAUUAGGUCCAGUCGUGACCGACUCUGGGGUCUGUGGUUUAACCCACAGUGCCACCCGCGUCCCACCGCACAGAAUAUAACCCAUAGGAUAAGUUAAAUUUAGAGGCAAAAAUACAUUUGUUGGAAGAUGGAUACCAGUCCAGAUAACAAUCUUCACUCCUUGAGCUCUACUGCAGGGGAAGUUAUACUUGAGUAGAGACUCAAGCUGCACUUCAAGUCAUUUUGGCUCCAAUUGCAAGCCUUUCUAGGAAUGACCUUUGGAGUCGGCAUCCCAUCAUGGGGAAGCGAUGUGCCUCUGAAUAUACUGAGGGAGGAGAGACAAACAACCAACAGAAAAAGGGUUAUUGGCCUCAAACUUUCGUUUAUGGGCUUGCUGGCUUGCAUCUGGCUGCUGUUGUGAGAAGUAGGAUGCUGAACCUUUGGUUCCUCCCCAGUUUGGUUCCUCUUAUAUUCAAAGGGACCUCUCGUGUGCCUUUUAAAGAAAAUAUUGUUUAUUUCCAAUUUGCCCCCACCCCACAAAAAAUUACUAACCUGUAAACCUACCUCAUUACUUCAAGAACUGAAACAAUCCCAACUAUUCUGAAGCAGCAAUAUUUUUAUUUUGCAUACUACACAGCCGAGAGAGAGAAAAUAAGCAUUUUUACCCCACAUCAGCCACAAAAGGCUUCCAGAUCAGCUUAUGGUCAGUAAUAAGACAAAUCAUCACAAGAAAAAACCUUAAAUGUUUUAAAAUCGGCUGCCUCUUUUCCACACACUUUUCAGCAUUGUCAGUUUGCCCAGAAAUCAAGCACAUAGCUUAACGUGCAAUAUCUACCUCUAUUCAGAUUAUAUGUAGCCAAACUCUUAACUUUGUUUACGUAGAGCACUUCCUAUCCCCAAACCUCCAAACAUUAUCCCUGUUGAAAUAGAUUGCUGUGUAUGUGUGUGAGAGAUAUCCAGAACAUAUAAGAUGAAUAACAGAGUCGGACACGACUAAAUGACUAACCAACAACAAAGGCUGUACUCUAUUAAUUGUAAAGGUACAUAGUUUUCCUCUGACCUGACUGACCACUGCUGCUGGACCUCGCCUGGAUAAACUGCAGAGAUUCCAUGGACUAGGAAAUGAAGUAGAAGAAAGUGCAUUAAAGGGAAGGAGGAAAUAGCAGCUCUUUAGGACCCAGGGAUUUCUAACUCCUAAUGUUGAAACAAAUCACUCUUCAGUCACAACUCUGACUUCACUUGUUGGCUAAAAAAUGGCUUUUAAAACCCCCUGCAAGAGCAGUUAGCCUGGUUCAUCUGUCAGCAUGUUUUGCUUCCAGUCUUUCUAAGCUGAGAGUUUGAGCUUUUCAGGCAGGGCUCCAUGGAUAACCCGGCCUUGUUUACAAGUCAGUAGAGCAAAUCCACUGACUACAUUUGAUAGGUAAGCCCCAUUUUAGCACCAUGUUGCUAUGAAGUGAGUAUUAACUUAAAACAAAUAUUCUUAUUGACUAAAGUUAUGGCAUUGGGAACGUCUCUGUGUUCCAACAUUCCUAUGCCUGUUCCUGUUCUCCCAUCUGCUCCCUGUUAUCUGUACUCAUUUCUAACCAUACAAAACACCAUUUGGUAGGUGGUUUGCAUAACCCUUGUUCCUGUUUGGUAUCAUGAGGGAUUCAGUCAUUGUCUCUUCCUUCAGGCCUUGCAGAUGGGAACCAUGGUGGUUGGGAGCCCGAGAGAAGAUGGAAUCAUAUCCAUAGUCACAACCACACAGGGAGCAGACGAACCUAAAAAGGUGACAUUUCCAGUUCCCAUGGAAGGUGCCAUCUUGGAGCCAGGAGAACCUCGCUGGGCAAACUAUGUCAAAGGGGUCAUUCAGCAUUAUCAGGGUAAGAUCUAGACUCAGCUAGCAAUUGAGGCGGAUGUGCUGUUUGGGAUGGAGACAGCCCUGUUAAAGUUUGUGGGUCGUAAUGGUGCCCACAUGCUUCCACUCGCGCGCUGCCACUCUUCUCAGUUGCCAGGUAAUAGCAGAGUUCACACGCGGCAUAAAAUGGCUUGUCUGUGUCGACAUGGUAUCUUCAGUAACUCAGCUCGACACCAGUGUUUCUAAUCUAUCACUCUUUAUUUAGAAGCAUAACAAACAGAAAAGAAAACCUACAGAAUCUAGCUGCAUGUUCACAGCUUUCUGUCUCUAACAAAAAUGAAACUACAUUGCUCACAUUCUCAGACAGACUGUUCUCCAGAGAGAGCUCAGCCCCCACAGAGCACAGAUCAAAGGAAAAUGCCUGGAUCAUGUGGGCAGUGCACCCAGUGAAUCAAGAACGCUUCCUGGAGUGUUAACUCUUGACUGUCCAGAACCACAACAAGCCCACAAUGACAUCACCUGCUGGAGAUGAAAACAAUCCCCCUACCCCCAAAAACCAACCACAACAACAUGUGGAUGGUAGACGUGUCAGUGAUGAUGAGAGUGAGGUGGAAUCAGCACACAGAUUUAAAAUGCUGUGAAAAUGCUUUAAAAAAAAAAAGUUUUGAAAAAUACAUUGAAUUUUCAUGGCUCACUUUCGCCAUCUAGUGUCACAUUUGUAUAUUGCACUUUACAACACAUUUAAAACGUUUUAUUUGCAGCUGUGUAGCUGAGUGGGGAAUGUCCAGUUCAGAAUACACUAUCCUAAGAUGUUUAUGGUACCAUGGAAGUUUCUCCAAAAGCCAGCCUUCCCCUACCUGGUGCCCUGCAGAUUUUCUUGGGUUACAGCACCUGUGAUCAUGGAUGCUUUAGUUGAGAUUCCUGCGUUGCAUGGGGUAGUGCUUAAGUAACAGAGAGAAAAAGAAGGGUGUACAUCUCCACUGAAGCCCUAAUAGCAGUUUUGGAAGGAAAUAUCCUUAAUUCCAACUCAGCAGCCAUGGAGAGAUGCUACUACCGCUCAGUGCUGUGUAUAUACAAAAGGAUUUUGUCAUAAUUUAAUUGCUUUCAAUAAUUUCAUACAGUGAUAUCUCGGGUUAAGAACUUAAUUCGUUCUGGAGGUCCGUUCUUAACCUGAAACUGUUCUUAACCUGAAGCACCACUUUAGCUGCGCCGCCGCUGCACAAUUUCUGUUCUCAUCCUGAAGCAAAGUUCUUAACCCGAGGUACUAUUUCUGGGUUAGCGGAGUCUGUAACCUGAAGCAUAUGUAACCUGAAGCUUAUGUAACCCGAGGUACCACUUUAUUGCAAUAAUAUAAUAUUUUUAAAUAAUUCCAUACUGUUAGAGGACACUCUUUUGCGCCUGGCUCUGCUUUGUGGACCUCAGAAUUCCAGGAAAAAAUCAAAACAGAACCCACAAACCAGAAGUCUGCUCACUCAUGUCUUAUAUUAUGCAGCAGGAUAUUUUCUUCAGUGGUGCCAGGAACAGAUCUGUGUUGAAGCUUUUUGAAAACGGACCUAGUGGCAUGCAGGGUUUUUCACUGAAGCCGAGGCCUUAUUAGCACUAUGCAUUUAAAGCAAUUCUUUGAAGACCUAGCUUCCCCCAAAGAAUCCUGGGAACUGUAGUUUGUUAAGGGUACUGAGAGUGGUUAGGAAACCCCUAUUCCGCUCACAAAGCUACAAUUCUCAAAGAGGUUUAACAGUCAUUCCCUCUUCCCAGGGAACUCUAGGAAUCACAGCUCUGCUAAAGGGGGAUGGGGUCUCCUAGUGACUCACAAUCCCCUUAAAUGUGUAGUGCGGAUGAGAACCGAAUCAUGCAUUUCUAAUUGUCUAGGUUUUACACAGGCAGCCUUAUAAAGAAGUUUCCUUCUCAGUCUCAUGAAGAUAAUCCAGUUCUUCAAAGUGGCAUAUCAUGGUCAGGCCUGUAAUUUGAGUAUCUAUGCCUACCUGAACUAUUUUAAAAUCUUUUGUGUGCCAUCUUGUUUAAAAUAUUUUGUUCUCUCCCUGUUGCUUUGCUAUCCCUUUAUAGCUGGCCCUCUCCCAGGCUUCAAUGCAGUCAUAGCCAGCAAUGUUCCACUCGGUGGCGGUCUGUCAAGUUCAGCUUCCUUGGAAGUGGCAACAUACACAUUUCUGCAGCAGUUGUGCCCAGGUAGGAAACAAAACUGGUUUUAGUCUAGAACUUAAAUACAAAAAAUCCAGGGUCUUUUACUAUCUACCAUUUUAGCUAAGGGGAACUAGUUGGAGCAUAGCGGAACAAAGCUCAGUGAUAGAACACAGGCUUCAUUGUCCCCUCAAAUUAAUACAUGGACUUGUUUCGAUUAACUUCUGCAGAAUAAUUUAUGGUACUUAAGUUAAAAACAGAAAGAAAAAGAGGUAAUAAUGAACUAAUAAGGAGACAGUUUACCAAAAACAAAAAAGAACCAUGUUGAGAAUGAAGGAAGUCAAUUAGCAGAAAAGAAGAACUGAAAUAAUUGUGUGUGUGUGUAUUAUUGAUUAUUUGUUUUGUAUAAGUUUUCAUUAUGUCUUAUUUAUAUUUUGUUGUUUGUUUUUCUUUUGAUUCUGUACUAUUAUCUUCAUAUUUAGUUUGACAAAUGUGUGUGUAUGUGUUGUAAAUAAACUCAAUAAUAAUAUUUAAAAAAAAGAACACAGGCUUCGCAUGCAGAAAGUCUUUGGUCCAGUUCCUGGGAUCCUGAAGUCAGCAAUACUGACUUAGAACGACAAGCAGUCUGACCUGGUAAAAGGCAACUUGCUAUGUUCCUUUAUUUCACGCAUCUCUUUUGCUGCUGUUGGGAAAUGAUGAAUUAGUUCAACAUUUGGUUUAAUCUAACCAGAUCUAGCCUAAUCUAGCCUUCAUUCAGUUCUGGAAGUUAAGUAUAGUUUAGGAAUAGCCUAAAACAGUAAUAUGGAGCCUGUGGACCUCCAGAUGUCAUUGGACUCCCAUCAUUCCCAACUAAGUUGGCCAGUGGUUAAGGAUGCUGCUGCUGCUGCUGCUGCUGCUAAUAAUAAUAAUAAUAAUUUAUUUAUACCCCUGCCCAUCUGGCCGGGCUUCCCCAGCCACUCUGGGCGGCUUCCAACAAAAUAUUAAAAUACUGUAAUACAUCAAACAUUAAAAGCUUCCCUGAUGGGAUUUGUAAUCCAACAACACUUGAAGGGCUGCAGGUCCCCCAGCCCUGACAUGAUGCCAAAAGGUGGCGCUCUGUCCAUUGCACAGAAGUACUAAUCUGCCUGUGAAUGUCUCUCCUUUUCGUUAACACAGACGAUGGGGAUCCUGUAACUAAGGCCUUAGUAUGCCAGAAAGCGGAGCACACCUUUGCAAUGAUGCCUUGUGGUAUCAUGGACCAGUUCAUCUCUGUGAUGGGGAAGGAGGGCCAUGCCUUGCUGAUAGACUGCAGGUCAGGACAUUGCAAUAGCGCUAGAGGAAAUGUAAGCAUACAUCUCUCUGUCCGCCAUGUGAUACCCAAAAUCUUCCUGACAGACAGAUGGCAACAGCAACAAAGCAUAUAGUGUAUGAGUCAACUUGGGGUGUUGGGAAAGCAUUGCUAGGGCAUGGUGAGUGGUUGUGGGAAGAGUUAACCCCAUUCUGGAGCUGUGGCCCUUAUCUGAAUGGGGACACCCCCAAAGCUGCUAUUGGCUACAUUCUUAAGGGAUGGGAGAACCAGCCAUGGAUCUUUUGCUAUCUUGCCUAGUUUAGGCACAAAAUACUCAGAAAAAGAGAUGCUCAGCUGUCAAGAGGGGUCUCUACCCUAAAAUGUACGUAACCUAAAACCUUCCUGCGUAAUGGAAAGCUAAAAGGAGAAAAGUGUUCCCCUUGAAUGUAGUGAGCUGUAAAAACAUUCACAUACACAUAGAAGCUUUGAAAUGCAGGAUGCAGGUUUAAAAAGCUCCCUGCAGCUUUUACCUUGUUGUGCUGUCUGAUUUCCAGGUCACUGGAGACUUCCCUGGUGCCUUUGGCUGACCCAGACGUAGUUGUACUCAUCACCAACUCCAAUGUGCGGCACACCUUGACAGGAAGUGAAUAUCCCACCCGUCGGCGCCAGUGUGAAGAGGCAGCGAAGGUGCUUGGCAAGGGAAGCCUGAGAGAAGCCACUAUGGCAGACUUAGAGGGUACGUAUUGUUAAAAUACAGAAGUCUGUCUGUCUGUCUGUCUGUCUGUCUCUCUCUCUCUCUCUGUGUGUGUAGGGGACAUAAUGGGUCCCUGCCUUCAAAAUUUCUUGAAAUAACACACCUCUAUCCCUGAGCACGUAAAAGUGCAAGUAGAUAAAAGUUCGAAAGCACAUCAAAGUGCAAGUAGAUAAAUAGGUACCACUCCGUCGGGAACGUAAACGGCGUUUCUGUGCACUGCUCUGGCUCGCCAGGAGCGGCUUAGUCAUGCUGGCCACGUGACCCGGAAGCUGUACACCGGCUCCUUCGGCCAGUGAAGUAAGAUGAGCGCUGCAACCCCAGUCCGCGACUGGACCUAAUGGUCAGGGCUCCCUUUACCUUUACCUAUCCCUGAGCAAAGGGGAAUGGACAACAGGGGGGCAGUGAUCUUGAUGGGUCCUUGAGAACAUAGUCAUGCAGAAGGUGCCAGAAUUUUUGAGUUGUAUCCAGGAAAAUAAUGGUGCAAGCAGAACAACUUUUGCUGGCAGAGCAGAACUUCUCCUACCUCUCUUGAAACCCCAGCUCGCCCCAGAUCUGUUCUGGGGGUUCCCCCAAUGGUUCGGAGCAGAUUUGGGCAGUGCAAAAAAAAAGAGAGGGAAAGUUCCAUUGCACAAGUGGAAGUUGUUCCACUCAUUCAACAACUUUGUUGGAUUUUUCACUAAGCUGCUGUUUUUCUUAUUAAAAGACAGACGGAGGAGAAAGUAUAAAUGUUCAUAAAUUGCAAUGUACAGUGGUACCUCGGGUUAAGUACUUAAUUCGUUCCGGAAGUCCGUUCUUAACCUGAAGCACCACUUUAGCUAAUGGGGCCUCCUGCUGCUGCCGUGCCGCUGGAGCACGAUUUCUGUUCUCAUCCUGAAGCAAAGUUCUUAACCUGAGGUACUAUUUCUGGGUUAGCGGAGUCUGUAACCUGAAGCGUAUGUAACCUGAGGUAUGAGGUACCACUGUAAUUAAGAAUAAUUGUAUAUUUAAGACGCGUGUAACUCAUAGUUUCUUUAAAUACUAAAAUAUUCUCAAAAAGAGAGAGGAUGGUGGCUUUCAAAUGUUCCACAUUCUCAGAUAUUUUGUUGGGGCUGGUCUGCUCAUAUCUUUGUAGUUUAUAUGCGUUAUAUAUCUAGCAAUUCCGCAUAGAAAAUGCUUAUUUGCUUUGUUCCCUGGCUAAAAGGAACUUUUCCGUUAUCUUUUCAAACAUUGCAUGAAACCAGAGUUUAUUGUACUGCAUCUCUAUUUUUGCCUUUUCCAGGGUUUUCUAGGAACGUAUAAUUAUGAGUCCCACUGCCAUGAAUAGAAAACCCAUCAGCACCUCACUUUUUAAAGAUUUUUCUUCAUCCCAAAUGUAAUACGGAUUGCUUAUUAACAGUGUUAAUUUCCGUGCUGCUUUUGCUGAAGCAUUGAAUGGUCUGAAACUUUGCUUCUAAUUCUCCAACCUAGCCUACCUGUCUGAACAUUGAUAUUUUUCCCCUCCCCGUUUUUCAUUUUUUGCAGCUUCUAAGGCCUUGCUAAGUGAGUUGGUGUACCGGCGAGCCAGACAUGUCAUUGGGGAAAUCGAACGCACCUCCCGAGCUGCAGAGGCACUGCAGUCCAAGGACUAUAAGAGAUUUGGGCAACUGAUGGUGGAGAGUCACAAUUCCUUGCGGUAGGCUGUUACCCAAAAGAUUACACAAAGGAUUCCCACCCCCCGUUGUGCUCAGGUUCUCUUGUGGGUUUCCCUGGUUGACCACUGUGAUAACAGAGUGCCUUGGGCUUGAUGCAGCAGGGCUGUUCUUAGUUUCGUUUUGGUGUUCUUGAUUUUUCAAAAAUAAAAGUUACAGAAUAAGAGUCAUUUUAAACAUGAUCCUAGAUUUCAGCAUGUAGGUCUGCCCUGCAUACAUGCAAUUUCGCAUUACACACACAUGCCUACAAGCCACAAAUGACUCCAGCUACCUGGCACAUGCAUGCUCAGUGCUGUAAAUGUGUGUAGAGUGGUCCUAUGUGGAAGGGACUUCUGUGUAGGAAUUUUUCUGUGUGCGAAGCAGUGUUAACACUGUGACUAAGUAUAAUGACUGUAGUGUUGUGAAACCUGAUUCUGAAACCCUCCUGAGCCAUGAAGCUCACCGGCUGGCCUGGGGAAAGCCUCUACAUCUCAAGGCCAUACCAGAUAAUUGAUUCAGGAUCCAUCUGUCAAUACAGUGGUGCCUCGCAAGACGAAAUUAAUCCGUUCCGCGAGAGUCUUCGUCUAGCGGUUUUUUUGUCUUGCGAAGCAACCCUAUUAGCGGCUUAACGGAUUAGCGCUAUUAGCGGUUUAGCGGCUAUUAAAGGCUUAAAGGCUUAGGGAUUAGCUGCUAAAAGGCUAUUAAAGGCUAUUAAAGGCUUAGCAGAUUAGAUAAAGGGGGAAAGCGAAAAAAAUCUCUAGACUCGCAAGACAUUUUCGUCUUGCGAAGCAAGCCCAUAGGGAAAUUCGUCCUGCGAAGCAACUCAAAAACGGAAAACCCUUUCGUCUAGCGGGUUUUCCGUCUUGCGAGGCAUUCGUCUUGCGGGGCACCACUGUAGAAUACUUCUGGAGGAUAUUGCAUUUUUUUCUGUACGUAAACUACGUUGGAUUGUCGCUUCAUGCAGAACCUUGUUUCAGUAUACUCCUAAGAAGUUUUUUGUGUACUUCCCUCCCCCAAUACAACACUUCCACCAUCAGACACCUGUAUUGUAUAUGGAGCAAAAAGUAGCCAUAGCCUGUAGACAACCAUACACAUCAUGGCAAACCCAGGCUCGCAGUCACAUAACAUGGGGAAAAGGGCUCUGAUUUGGAGAGUUGCCUACCAUGUAAUCCAGGUAUUAACAAGCACCUAUUGAACAGCGCCUGUGACAUCAUAGUUUAGCUUCCUGCCCAGCUUGUCAUUUUUAAACCAUUUUUGAAGGAUGACCUGUAUUUGCCCCCCUCCCAGCUUAUUUCAGUAAUUCUUUGGAAGAAUGCUGCCCACGGAUGUCCAUCCAGGUUCCAACAAUCACCCCCCGCUUUUGUUUGGCAAUAAUAGCCUUCACAUCUGGGGGGACUGACUCACUGUUUUUCCCUGCAGAGAUGACUAUGACGUCAGCUGCCCAGAAUUAGAUGAACUGGUGUCUUUUGCUUUGGAGAUCCCCGGAGUUUACGGCAGCAGAAUGACUGGUGGGGGAUUUGGAGGCUGCACUGUUACUCUGCUUGAAUCUGGCGUAGCAGAAAAAGUCCAGAAGCAUAUCAAGGUAUGUGACAUAGACACAGAACAGUGGGCAGUCUUCAGGCUGAUCAGAGCUCCUGGAACGCUGGGGUCUCCCAGCCAGGCAUGCAAAACAAUGUCUCAGUGGGACUGACGUAGAAUUCACUGGAAAAACAACAACAACCUGCUUCGUUUUCCUGCAAGCAGUUCAGCCGUCUAAUCUAGGGGAAGGAGAGCUCUUUGCUGUCGCUGUUAGUAAACCAUUUGGACCCUUCUGAUGUAUUGCAUGUUACCUGGAGAUCUGCCAACAGAUCUCCAACAGAUCCCUGUGCUGCUCUGCCCUUAUCUACAAAACACAGACAAGUGCUUCCUGAUCCUAUAGUAUGCUAAGCCUCAUCUGUACAGUCAUACCUCAGGUUACAGAUGCUUCAGUUUGCAUUUUUUCGGGUUACGGAUCCGCCAAAACCCAGAAGUACCGGAACGGGUUACUUUUGGGUUUCGGCGGUUGCACAUGCGCAGAAGCGCCGAAUCGCAACCCACGCGUGCACAGAUGCGGCGCUGCAGGUUGCGAACAUGCCUCCUGCACGGAUCACGUUCGCAACCCGCAUGUCCACUGUAUUUUCUGCCUAUCUUUGAUCUGACCUGGGAGUACCUUUGAGCUGGACUGCAGUUACCCUUGCAAUUGUGUCGGUUCCACAGUUAAACACAACAUAAUGAAAGAGAGAAGCUUCUUAGCAUUGCAUUCCAUAUAUAGUCAAAAGUAGUUGCGAUGGUAACAGUUGUCAUGUAUUGAAAAAGACAGAACUGCACCAAAUAUAGGGUGGUGUGUGCCUUUAACGUAAAAAAAAAAAGAUAUGGAACUUAAUUUGUUUUUAAGGGGUGGAAUAUGCUGGUGAAUAGUGCCAAUCUUCCCACAGUUGUUUCUCUUAAAGCACUGUUUCCCCCCUUGGCUGAGCUUAAAUACUGGAAAUCACUUUGUGUGCAGGGCCGGCCCUACCAUUAGACAGGUUGAGGUGUCUUGUGUCAGGUAGAUGGCGGUGUCCCCUAAGUUAGCAUGCUAUAUUCUGGGAGAUGGUAGAGGAUGCUGACCUUUCCCUAGUGUUGAUGUAAGGUUCAAUUGCUAAUCUGGUUAGUUUGUGUGUGUUCCAUUUGGUCCUCUCCCCCAAAAUAGCUUGGGGGAAUUUCCUAGUGCUCUGCAAGAGUUGGGCAAUCACCCCUCAUCUGCACAUCUUUUUAUUUUUAUUUUUUAAAAUCUCACCUCUAGCCUACUUCUUCUUUCUUUACCAUAAGGGCACUUCUGUGGCCAAAAACAUACAACUGCCCUUUGGCUAUGCUGUAGUUUUAUGAAAAGGUGUGGAAUUGCAUCAUUAUAGAGUUCCAUACUGCCAUCCGCCCUUGAGGACUUUUUGUUUUGACGUGUUUUGUACUCACUGCUUAUUUCAGACAGUUGCAACUCCUGACCUUUUUUUUUUUUAAUCAAUUAGGGAAAAUACAGCAGGACAGCCACCUUCUAUUUGACACAGCCUUCUGAUGGAGCCAGAGUGCAUCCUCUGCAAUGAUCCAACUCCCAAUCCCAACCCUGACAGAGCAAGGGUUUUCUGUUGCUCUGGUACCGACAACACACAGCACUGCAAAGGUCAGAGCAGGCUUCCCUGAUCCAUGUGCCUGAGACUCCAGUCAAAGACUUCCAAAUUCUGAUAAAAACUUGAACUCUUUCUUGUCUCUCUCUCUCUCUCUUAAAUCUGGUUUUUACAUGUAGAACCUUCCAGUCUGCUCUACUGAACAGAGGUCUCUUCUCCUGACUGUUUUACAUUACAAUUUGUGGCAGGGAAUCUGUUCUUCAUGUGAGGCCAGAACAGGCCUAUUUUGCUGUGCUGUUUUGUGUUGGAAAAGAGUUGAGGAUAGUCAAUACAGCCGUCGUCCUUCCUCUACUUCUGGUUCCUGACAUAAAACAAAUAGUAUGAUUAACUGAAUUUCCCUGAUGAUUGAUUGAUUGAUUGGUUGGUAGGUAGUUCGUUCAGCCUCUUCUUUGUAAACUAAAGUAAUAUAAGAAGCCUCAAGAACAAGAGUCCUUCAUUUAUACCUCACAAUGUGGCAAGUUAUUCAUCUUCCAACCUAAAUACCACAGAUGGAAUCCAGUGUUGAAUGAGCAAAUUUAUGAUUAUGUGGUUUUUUUGAAGUUACCUGUGAUUUUACUACAAGGAAGAGCUACCUUAAUUAUUAGAAACUCUGCAAUCCUCUGCAUGUCUUCUCAGAAUUAAGUUCCACUAACUUGAUGGAGGCUCAGUGACUGUUCUGCUUUCAAAAUACAGUGGUACCUCAGAAGUCGAACAGAAUCCAUUACAGAAGUCCGUUCGACUUCCAAAACAUUCAGAAACAAAGGCAUGGCUUCCGAUUGGCUGCAGAAAGCUCCUGCAGCCAAUCAGAAGCCGCGUUGGACGUUCGGGUUCCAAAGAACACUCACUUCCGGGUUUGCGGCGUUCGGAAGCCAAAUCUUCGAGUCGUAAGGCAUUCGUCAGCCAAGGUACUACUGUACAGUAAAAGUGCCCAGGCUAAUUACACUUUUAGAACUUCGUGGGUUCUAUAACUUGGUGCAUUCUAUAGUGAUACAAAUAACCCUGUCACACAGCACAGUUCAGCUGCUUUGGCUGUCCAUAGGACUGGGAACAGCAGUAUGCAAUGCCAUUCCAUCUAUGGCCAGUUCCCUCUCCUGCCAUAGCACUAUCCCUUAUGAUUCCAAAAACAUCCACUGUCAUUUAAGCUGCAUCAAAACUUCACAUCAAGGACAUGUAGCUGGGACUGUCAGAAUCUUUUUGUAAUGAAUCUAUAAUAUGUAUUGCAGUUGCAAAACCUGGGGAGGGUUAUUUUUCCCCCCCUGAAGCAAAAAUGUGACCUUUCCCAGUGGGCUGUGAUUUUUAUAGGCUGUUAUCAAAUUAGCUUUGAAACCUGUGCCGUUCGGCUCAAGUCUUCCAUUCUUAGACCUUUUCAGCAUUUAAGUGAUUUUUUUGUUUUUGUUUUUCAGCUACGCUAGAAUUUUAUGCAAUAUUUUGGUUCUUGAGCCUGAUCCUAUUGAAAUUAAUGUGUGUAGGCCUGCCUAAUUUUAUAUAGGAGUGCAGCCCUACUCUCUCAUUAACACCCACAGCUGCUAGCCGCUUUCACAUCAGACACACUUGGAAAUAAAAAGCCUUCUGCGAUCGUAGAGGAAAAAUGUUUAAUAAGUGCAAUAGAAAGCCAUCUGGUCCUGAAUGCCAGUUGUCAAAACACUGCAUAUGUAUUAAAUGCCACCAAUCCCUGCAAGCCAGAAUGUGGCUAUGAAAUGUAAUUUACAUUCUAUUGUGGUUCUUCUGUUAGGUGAGUGUGAAAGCAUACAAUCCCUUUCAAAACUUGUGUUAAAACUGCUAUGCUGCUGAAUUCUGGCCCAUCAAACACCUUUAAUGGGCUCUUUGGUUAAUAUUAAAGCCUGUGGUGCUCUCUUAGUGAAAAGAACUCGUAAGAAGCUUCAAGAGCCUGUGACCAAAGUGACUUUGCAAAACGAUGUAAUGCAAGAACUGGAGAUACGGCCAUUUCUAAUAACAUACUCUGCUUGGGUCUGAAUACAAAGAAGCCAUGAAAUAGCACAUUUUAUUGGCUUUCUCUAGCAUCCCAUGAAAAGAAACCCCUUUGGGGGCAGAAGGUCCAGUGACUCCCCUGUUGUAACUCCCCCUGUUGCGGUGAAUGGGUCAGUAGGAAAACCCAACAUUAGAUUACAAGGGACCUGACUUGUUAUAUUGGGACAGAAAGUUGAAGGCGCCAUCUACCUGAGCUUCUAAAACUAUGCUGCAGCAGCAGCCCUGAAUUCUUUUUGUGUUCUCUCUUGUUUAGUUAAGUAAAAAAUUAUCUGCAGUUGAUCCUCUGCUGCUAGCACAGAUAUUUAUCUAGGGUCCUGGGGCAAGGCUGGCCAAAAUAGAAGCGAAGGGCAACAGCUACCUGUUCUCGCUGUGAUGAAACUCACAAAUCAAUGGUUUACAAACUUCCUGCCUUCAGGGAAUUUUGUGAGCAAACAAGUCAGUGUGGCAAACAACAUACAUCCUCCAUAGAACCACAACACAUUGCAGAAGAUUCUGAGGCAUGUUGAUGGUUUGGUGCACACUGGCAAUGCUGGUCCCUUUGUGUGAGAACCGGCACUAUCAAGUGAGCUGGCUGUCUUUUAGGGGAACUUGCUUGCAUGACUGAAGAAUUCAUGGGUAGACUUCUGACAGUUUCCUGGAACAUGGUUUGACAACCACAGCAUUGUGGGAGCAACCAUGCAAAAUGUCAAAUAAUGGUGAUAGGUCGAUACUCUUCCAAUGAUGUACUAAACAGUGUGAGAAAUCAUCACACUGAUAGGAAUCAAAGUAACUUGCCUGCUCAAGUCAUUUCUCUCCAGCUUCCUCAUGCCUUUUUAGCAAGGAGUAAAAUGUUGGUACAAUCAGAUUGUGUGAGUUGUCUGUCUUCUUUGUCAAAUCUGCAUAUGUAUAAAUAAAGACCAACAAACAAGCAAAAAGCUUUCACUCCCACCCCUUUCUAAGGAAGGUGAAGUGAGUGUAAACAAAGGCAGGUCUGUGGUUAUACAACAACUGUCUCUAGUCAGAAUUCCAUGUAUUCAGUUCCUACCUUGAUUCUGCCUUUAGUUACCUACUGGUAGUCAUCCCCCACCCCUGUUGAUAUACCCUCAGGUCAUUCUGCAAAAGCCACUGCUUCUACAGUUCAAGCUGUGCCUACACAUGCAGCAAAAGGUAGUGGUAGCACCAUCACAGUUGCACUGCCUUGUGGGUACUGUAGUGUUGUUGACUACAGUAUCAAUGCAGUGUGGCUGAAUGAAAGUACAUGGUGCAAAAAUAUGUGAUGCCUGUGUUACACAGGCUCUGAAGGAUUAAUUGCACGUGCACUGCCAUUAAAUCCUGGCCACUGGCGAAGAGGCAGGAAGGGUAGCAUUGCAGUGAACUGGACUAAUUGCCCUUCCAACCCUGAUUCUAAGGGCAAUCUGAAAUCACUGAAGUUUGCUAUGUCCAGACACCGAAAUGGGCCAAUGAUGUAAAUCAGCAUGCUAUGCUUGAGCUACUGAUAUGGGCCAGUGAGCCACCACUGCCAAAAUGGGGAGUGAGGAAGGACUGUAGGUGGAACUCAGCAACAACUCUUAAUGUUGUUGGUUUUGGUUAUUCAGUACGAAAGGAUAUCAUUCCAGGGGGUUCUUCCAGCAAAGGCAUUAAUGGAUUAUAAAGCCGUGCCAAAUAUUUAUUUUCUAUGGUAAGGAGCAGAGGUUUAGCGCCUGGAUUUUGGCUCCUUAUUACAUCUAGGAUAAAGGACCCUUUGUAGAACAAAAAAUAGUCAUAUAAUAUUUUAAGUAAGAUUGUGCAUCGUAUUUUAAGGAGCACUGUAUUGUCGGUGAUGCUAUGCAACUUAAGGUACUAAGCAGUUCCUACAGGACCACACCUAAGCAGCAGGGGUGUCUACACACCAAUGUAGGAAGAAUAAGGACAAUUCCUCUUCUGUGCUGCACUUACAAAGGAGGAGGACAAAGUUGCAAUUCCGUUCCUCCCCUGGAGGUCUGGCAUGCCAUUUGUUGAUGGGGUGGGAGUGUGGGGACAGAAUGACUUAGGAACAGAUCAAAACGAAACAAGCAGCAAAAGUGAAAAAGGUUUGGUGAGAGGUGGGGAUUUAAAAAGCAAAUUCAGUUGUGUGUAGUUAAAUCUUCCAGCGUGUGAUAUCGGAAAGCAGCCAAGCGAAGCAUGGAAAGAGUCAGGAGCUCGACUCAAAAUGGAACUAACCAAUAGCCCUUCACAGCCAAGCAUCUUGCUAAAAAACUCUUUUCGGCAUGUCUUUAGGGUGCCACCUGGAGUGCAUGCAGCCUCCACUCGCGGGUAUCUCAAAGCAGCAUCCAGUAUUUUCAUUAGAGUUGAAGCAAUGCAGCGGGCACCAUGAGCCUCAGUCCAGGAACUGAUCACAGAGCAGGCCUGCUUGAGGUCACCAGCUAUUGAAAUCCAAGUGUCCCUUGGGCAGUUUGCUUCCUGACUCAAGCUUCAUAGAACUGCCUCUCUGUCUGUCUGGAGAAUGUCCCGCUGCUGUUAGACAUCAUGGUUCUGGUGACAAAUUCAUUGGUGACCUGCUUGGUGAGGGUGCCGCCACUCUCCACUCGCUGAGUGGUCAGCAGCAUGCCAUCUG